Priceomyces carsonii is the source of this 2727-nucleotide messenger RNA. RefSeq names its product protein phosphatase regulator (gene REG1). Lineage: Eukaryota; Fungi; Ascomycota; Pichiomycetes; Serinales; Debaryomycetaceae. The record is from RefSeq and is a predicted model, not a curated record. The transcript has a single exon. Gene Ontology annotation, biological process: protein catabolic process in the vacuole; cellular response to glucose starvation. Bases 1 to 2727 code for a protein of 908 amino acids.
AUGGCAUCGAAGGUUAACUCUGGGGAGGUAUUCAGCGGAGGAGCAACAACUUCUCAACAUGUGGACGCCGAAAAUGAUGACCAUUUUGAAAAUACUACAUUUAAGUUAAAAAGAACAAGGUCCUUGGGAUUAUUGGACGGCUUUAUAGAUACAAAGGGUGAGAAGGAGAAACAAGGUCAGAGCACGGACGAGAAUGUGCCACCACAAAAAACAGAUGGAUCAGAAUCAAAAGAGUCUGAAAUCGAUGAUAAGAAACUGGUGGAAGAAAAUGAUGGUACUAGUGCUAAUGAUUCAAGUGGCGAUGGAAAUACAGGAGUUGCUCCCACUUCAAUUUUAAUGAAAAGUCCUGAGGCAUUACCUCAUGAUGAUACAGAUAUCAUGAACGAACCAUCGAGGCACGUGGAUUAUCUUUCACAUAAGUGGGACAUGUCUGAUAUUUCCAAGUCUUGGAGGUAUGUUAUCCAGAAGAGAAAGGAUGUAGCUAAUUCUGCUAGAUUGGAAAAUGCUAGUUGGCGAACGUGGGCUCAAAGAAGGUCAAACUUGAAAACUAUUAGCCCUGAAGUCGUCAACUGGUCGAAAGAUAACGACGUUACUUGGCUCUAUGGGCCUAUAUUAAAAGAUGAAGGCAAUUUAGAAAUCGAUGAGGAUGACAACAAAAGGGCUACUACAGCUACCAGUGCAGUGGCUGGUGAUAUCUCAAUUCCUAAGAAAAAAUCAAACGGUCCAAAACCUAUAUUAAAAAGAAGGACUGUCCAAGAUAUGAUGAUAAGCCAUUCAGAUCUCUUGAAAUUACAACUCGCCACAAAUAGGGUCCAUCAAGAUCAGGAGCAGGCGAGGAUACAACAUGAGCAGCAAUAUUCACACAGAAGGCAAAAUUCAGACGAGCCACCGGAAUUUGAUGAUUAUGAUGCUAUCUCUGCUAAAUUGAAUUCUCAAUAUAAGACAAGGGGUGAUGGUAGCUAUAAAGAUUUAAGAGAAGCACAAUCAAGUAUUCCAAAGUAUUCACUAACAUCAUCAUCAUCUGGAAACAGCCUGGAACAGCUGAGACAAAGUCCUCUGGUAGAUUCGAAACAGGAAAUUGAUAAGCAGGUAGAGAAAUCGAAAGAGAAACGUCACAUUCACUUUAAUGAUGAAGUUCAACAAUGUAUUGCUGUUGACACAUAUUCAGAUGAGGACUCUUCUUAUGACGAAGAGGAUGAUGAUAAUUAUUACUAUGACGACGAUGAUUAUGAUGAAGAGGAAGGUUAUAUAUACGACGCUCCAGAUGAUUCCAGCUUGACUACGGGCGACAAUCAGUCUACCAACUCAGAAGAAUCUGAUUCUGAAGAUGAAGGUGGGUUUUUCCUUAAGGUUAAGUCACCAACUGCCGCAUCAGCACCAGGUCUAACCUUGCACGAAAACCGUGAUAGCCCUACCAAUAAUGACAAUACUGAGGAUACCGACACCAUUUCUACCGAUACUUCGAAGCUGUACAGAACUAUCCAUCUACUUCCUUCAACUACAAUAAAUUAUGGGUCUUCUGAUGACGAGAGUAGUAUCGAUGGUGUUUAUUCGGGAAUGGCACAUAACUUCAACAAUAAUAGCAAUAAGGGCUAUGAUUAUUAUUAUGACUAUAAUACUGUGUAUACAGUCGAUCCGAAUCAUGCUAUUUAUGGAAAUAACUCAGAUAACGGACAUAAAGAGCCAGAUGUUAUUGACGUCCCAAAGGACAUCGCCUUAGGAUCAAACUUCGAUUAUGAAAUAAUUGAGAAUGAUGAUUUCAAGAAGGAUGAUGCUAAGAUGCCAAUUAUUAAUCCUUCGGUGAUCAAGAAUAAUAAUCCAAAUUACCAAGGUCAGCAACAAGUGUCAGAUACCACUGAUAAUAAGAGCGAGAAUCAAGAAAAGCUAUCAAUUUCUUCAUUGGAGAAUUCGGCAUCCGUUGGUGGACAAAAGCAAAAGUCUUCGCCUUUUGAGUUGAGCGAUUCAGAGAAUGAGUCAAGCGAAGACUCUGACGAUGGUUUGUCAAUUGGAACUCGUAGCUCUAGUCAGUCCUUGGCUCACCUGGUCUUUGGACAAACCAUGACACCUGGUAGUGUUGAGGAAAGACAUUAUCCGGAGAGUUUCGAAAGUCGGGAGCCAAUAGAAUCUCAUAUUUCCAAAUUAAAUCCACGUCAUUCAUCAACUGCAAUCUCAAAACAAUCGACAUCCUCGAGUUCGUUAUCACAGCAGUUUUUUGGUGGCAUGACGAAGAAAUCAGGGUCUUCCAGCUCUUUGGCUGAUGCAUUCUUGGGAGUAUCUGACUCAAACAAGGGAGAAGAUCAUACGACGACUAGUUCAUUGGCGUCAUCUGAUGACUCGCGCCUGCCCCCUUCUUCAAGUACGCAUAAUAAGGCUUCACCUUUGCCACCCCAAACCUCAGUUGCUACGGCAUUCCGAGGCACCUCCCCGGCUGCAUCCUCCUCUUCAGUUACGUCUGCGGUUCCAAUUCAAAAACAGAAAAGUGGCUUUAACUUGCGAUCAGAUUCUGAUGAAGAGACUUCUGAUCUGGAUACGGAUGAACACCGCGAUCUUAAGAGUAAGACGUUGAGCUACGCUUCGUUAUCAGAAGUUGCGGAUAGAAAUGGCAUUAGAAGUCCUACUCCUACAGAAAUUCAUGACGACAAUACAAACUAUUCUCCUAGCUCUAUUAUGGGCCAAGCAAAGGGCUUAGCGAAUCAUUUUCUAGGAAACUGGAAAAACAAUGAGUAG